UUUUACGACGUUCAUGUUCAGUGUUCAUCAAUAUGAAUAUUGCUGCAGUGCUGCAGAGAAAGUCUAAAUUUAAACAACAGAACCUGAGGAAGGCGAAAAGUAGUGAGGGAGGGUUUACAAAGCCACCGAGUCAAAGCAGAGAGACUCAGUACAGAGAGAGGGAUAGAGAAUGACACACAUAGUGAGCUGAAGAUUGCCGUUCAGUUUGAUGAAGAAAACAAACAUCCUCUUCAACAGCAGACGUGCAGCACGGCAGUGAGUCUGAGAUCUGAUUGAUUACUGAUCAGGAUCCCUACAGAUGACAUGCAGUCUCAGAGAAGAGUAGAGGUGCAUGACCAUCUUAAUGGCUCACGGAUCAUUUUCUCGGACGAGGCUCUUCCCGGCAGUGGAUCCAGACAGCACUUCAUGGCUCCGGAUAUGACCCAGGAAGUAGUCGUAAUCUCUCCUGGUCUUCCUACACCUCCCUCGAGUCCGUUCCACAUCAGUUCAGCCCCUGCGUCGUCACAGCACAAGGUCGCAGAGGUCAAUGGAGGUGGAUUCACAACACAGAGUUUCGGAUCCUACUAUGGGCCGACUCAGACAAAUGUUGGAUUAUCCAAUGGUGGGAUACGGACUGGAGGUUCUGCCACGUUGCCCAGGACGUCCGGUACCGGAGAGGAGCGCUUAAUCAAGUUCUCUGGAAUAGGUCCUGUAGAUGAGACAGGCAUGCCAAUCGCAUCCCGAUCUAGCGUAAACAAGCCCAAGGACUGGUAUAGGAGCAUGUUUAGACAAAUCCACAAGAAACCAGAGGAGCCUGAGCUUGACUGGAGAGAAAAGAAGCUGUCAUCAUCUCCUCCUCCAGAUUCUGGCCAGCAGGAGGGACGCUCAGACCCCUUCACCCUCACCCCUCACGGAGCCCUGCCCAACUGGGCUGAUCUGGGCGACACAGGGAAGCACCCAGAACCCAAGAGUAUUUUUGACUUUGAGCCUGGAAAGGGAGCAGAAGAGGAUCGUAGUCGGUCUCUGAGGUCUGAGUCACAGCUGCCUUCAUAUUACAGCCCAGUGAAACCUCAAUCCCAGUCUCCGUCCAUAGAGGCGACGCUGGUGUCAGAGCUGAACCGUUUUGAGGCGGAGCUGGACUCAGACAUUCGUGGUCUGGAGAGGAAACUGUCACAGAAGCAGCAGCAGCGGCGAGGCAGGGGUGAGGGAGCUAAAACCAACACAGCAACCACAAGAACAGAAGAGAACAGACAAGAAAACAGCUAUCCCAUAAUCCCCUGCUCUGCUGUAAAGCAGGGCACAGCAGCGAACUUCAUGCAUGCUGAUGAUCGCAUAAUGUCAUCAGACAUGGAUUUCCCACCUAAGAAAGAAGAGAGAAAGAUGAAAGCAGCGCGAACCAAAUUUAAUUUCCAAGCACAGUCACCAAAGGAGCUGACCUUACAAAAAGGUGAUGUAGUGUAUAUACACCGGCAAGUGGAUGCCAACUGGUAUGAAGGAGAGCAUCAUGGGAGAGUGGGGAUCUUUCCCACCAGUUAUGUGGAGAUUAUUCCUCCAACAGAAAAGCCCACGCCAAUAAAGUCUCCCACCAUCCAGGUGCUGGAGUACGGAGAGGCUGUAGCCCUGUUCAACUUCAAUGCAGACCUGCCUGUGGAACUGUCCUUCAGAAAGGGCGAGGUGAUCUCUAUCACCAGGCGUGUUGAUGAUCGCUGGCUGGAGGGGCGUAUCGCCGGCACCAGCCGCAGUGGAAUCUUCCCCAUCAACUAUGUCCAGGUCAACAAAAUGCCCCGCACUAAAAGCAGCGAUGACUUUCCAUCUUCUCCCACUCUUACCCCAGAGCCCCUCAGCCCUGGUCGACCACAGCACUCCCCUCUGUCUCCCUUGUCACGCUCCCCUGAACCCCAGCUUUCACCUCACAAACACUCCAGCCAAUCACGCUCCCCUCUGUCACACGCACAGCCCACCUCCCCAAAACAGCCUUCAAACCACUUCCUGUUCUCGCCCACAAACAACCGGACCAGAUCGCUGCACGCUCACAGCCCACUGGAAAAGGACACCCGAUCACCCAUGUCUCCCUCCAAUCAUGUGCUGACAUCUCCACAGGGCCCGGGACUGCCAGCCAACACCAGCUCGCACCCUCCGUACAUCACACAGGAUGGGACCAGAACACAAUAUCCACAGCCCAAUGCAGAGGUUAAAAUUCCUUCCACAUCACAGUCUCCCGUGAACACGGGUUAUUCACGACAACCGUAUAAAGCGGUUUACAACUAUAAACCCCAGAAUAGAGACGAGCUGGAAUUGAGAGAAGGAGAUAUCGUUCAGGUCCUAGAGAAGUGUGAUGACGGCUGGUUUGUAGGUACGUCUGAGAGGACCCAAGCUUUUGGAACAUUCCCUGGCAAUUAUGUGGCACCAGUUUGAGAGCUUCCACCAGUUCUUGUUCACUGACACUACAGGCUCAACCACUAAUCAACGCAUAAUACAGUCUGCCUGUACUGCCACUUUACACUACACACAAAACCACUGCCCUCCUCACGAACACAAAUAUAAAGCCAUAAAAACUCCUUCACAUCCUCCACCAAGCAUGUGCACUCCUCACCUUACAGUAUCUCUUGCAGACGUUGCACACAGUUGGGUUUGACCCACUCACGUGUGAUGAAGCCACACUGAAUUACGCUAUUGACUUUAUCUAAGAUGACUUACUCAAUUUUAACAUCUUUGUAAAGCUUACCUCCAUUUUGGUUUCAGAUUUGUAGCAACAUUGCCAACGCUACAUAUCCUGAGGAUCUGGAUGUAAGAGAUGGUUAAAACCGUCCGGUUUUUUCUUUUUCUUUUUCUUUUUUUCAGACGCUCAUCACAGUUGUCAUUUAUCUGUUGCGCUGGCUUAGCUGAUCGCCACAUCAUAUACUGUAAUAAUCAGAGCCGCAGUCUUUGCAAGCAUUAUCAAGUAUCUGUAAGCGCUUAAUGCAGUUGUCGCCAAGUGUUUAAUCUGUCUGUAUUAGGUUCAUGUUAAUUGUGUAGCAAACCCAGCGUUCAACAUUAUGUUCAGCUUUAGGAUGGGGAAAGUAUUGCUGUGCGGUUUCAAACUCCUUUGUAUGAGUAAAAGUCUCCUGCUCAGUGAAAAAAAUCAGUGAUAUGUUGUGGUGGGUUAAACAUGGUUUUUGACUUUAUAUAAAUGAUUUAAAUCUAUAUCCAAAACCAUAUUGAACUGAAAAUAUGAAUUAAUGCAAGAUCAGUCUUCAGGAUCAGAAGAACAUCAUGAUUUGCAUGCAUAUUCACUCACAGUGGGGGGGAAAAAAAUCUUGAGCAGUAUUUAGUCUUGUUUUCCUGUAAACAUUAUAAAACAAGAAUAAUACUUUGUUUAAGGAGCAAAAUUGUACUAGGUAAAAUUUCAGAGAAUAUAUCUUAAGCUAAGUUUAUAUAUGUGACCCUGGACCACAGAACCAGUCAUA
This is a messenger RNA of Sinocyclocheilus grahami, 3425 nucleotides long. RefSeq names its product vinexin-like. Gene Ontology annotation, molecular function: protein binding. Lineage: Eukaryota; Metazoa; Chordata; Actinopteri; Cypriniformes; Cyprinidae. The transcript is spliced from 22 exons. The coding region runs from base 304 to 2394 and encodes 696 amino acids. The record is from RefSeq and is a predicted model, not a curated record.